AUGCUGCCGGCCGCGCUGCUGGGGCCCCUGCUCUUCGCGGUGGCGUCGGCCUCGCUGCUCCCCCGCGCCGCCGCCGUGCUGCUGGCGGUGACCGCGGCGCUGGCGGUGCGGCUGUACCCGCGGAAGACCAUCGACCUGGGCUGGGGAGACCUGGCGGCGGCCUUGUGGUACUCAGGGAAAGAAAAGGAAUCCAGGCGCUCGCUGGAGGGCUCGAUCGCUGGCGCCUGGUCGCCACGAGGGGACGCGGUGGUGCACCUCUCCGUGCGUACUGGCCUGGACCUCCUGCUGAGGGCGCUCGAGCUGCCCAGGGGCUCCGAGGUCCUCUUCGUGCCGGGCAUCACCAUACCAGGCAUGGUGGAAGUCGUCGAGGCCAACGGCCUCGUGGCCGUGGGAGUCGACCCGCCCUCCGAGAGCCGCCUCCUCGUUGACGAGCUGGCUCCAUACCUCACCGAGGGCACCCGGGUGCUCGUGGUGACCCACCUGUUCGGGACCGUGUUCGAGGCCUCGGCGCUGAUCCGGGAGGCGAAGGAGAGCGCGGCCUCUUCGUCGUCGAGGACUGCGCGCAGGCCUUCCUGGGCGCCCCCGCGGCUUCGGUAG
Molecule: messenger RNA, 597 nt
Organism: Prorocentrum cordatum
Lineage: Eukaryota; Dinophyceae; Prorocentrales; Prorocentraceae
Source: the annotation of a GenBank genome assembly